CCCUCUUUUCAAGUUUCAACUCUCUCUCUCUCUCUCUCUCUCUCUUUUACAAAUGUCUAAAAUCGAAAUAAAAUCUCCGAAGGACUGUGCUAGCAAGCAAGGACUGAGAAUUGAGAGGAACUACAAGAAGCUCUUCUUUGCUUUCUCAGCAUUUUUCACCUCAAUCCUAUUACUAAUACUUCUUAUCUGGCUCAUCCUCCACCCUGCAAAGCCUCAAUUCUCCCUCAAAGAAGUUGAUAUCUACCAGCUGAACCUUUCAGGACCAAGCCUCAACUCCUCCAUCCAACUCACUCUUCUCUCCAAAAAUCCAAAUCAGAAAGUUGGCAUUUACUAUGAUGAGUUUCAAGUUUAUGCAACCUACAAGGGCCAACAGAUAACUGGUGAUACCCCAGUUCCUCCCUUCUACCAAGGCCAAGAAGAGAGUAAUCUCUUAACAGCAUCUUUGGUAGGAAAUGGGUUACCAGUUGCACCCUCUCUUAGUUAUGAAGUGGGUCGUGAUCAAACUAUUGGAAGACUAGUUUUGAAUCUCAAAGUUAUUGGGAAGCUUCGUUGGAAGGUGGGAACUUGGGUCUCUGGACGUUACAGGUUCAAUGUUAAUUGUUUUACUAUCAUGGCCUUUGGACCCUCUAUGCCUGCAGGUCCUCUUACUUCAAACCAAGGGGCUCAGUGUUCUACCACAAUUUAAACUUAUCAUACUGUUGCUAACUUAAAUAUAUGAUCUACUAUUCAUAUAUCAUAGCGAGUUCUUCCAGUUUUCUUGUUUGCACAUUUUGAUUGGCUUUGUACUAAAACGUAUUUUGAAGCCACUGUGUCAUUUGUAAAUCAAAUAUAUGAAUGACAGGACAAAAGUUACAAUUUGUGAGUGAUCAUGAAAAGAGGAUGCAUGUUCGAUGGUUAAUCUUAUCUCUUUGCUUUUGGAUUCAUUUAUCUUUCUCUUUCUUUCUUCUCCCACUAUUUAUCUAAAUUUGUCUUGCGUUGCACGUGAUGGUAGAGGUUAUGGUAAACGGGGUAAAAUGAAAAGAAGCUGAGUGUUGGAUUUCGUGGUAUAUCUCUAGUAGCUUUUGGGAGUGGAUGCAUGAGUAGAUAUUGGGUCACCUUUGUUUCUUUGGUUGGUUUUUGGGAUACGAUGAAAAAUGUUUUGAUUGAAGAUUAUGUAGACGAGAUUCGAAGAAGAGAGAGAGAAUGAAGAAAAAAAGGGGGAAAUUGGUAGCUUUCUUUGGAGAAUCUGCAGAUUUUACAUGUCAAUUCCUUGCCUUUAACUUAAAGGCUUUAAGAAUCAUAUAUGGUAUACUUUAAUCAAACUUUUGGUAACCGUGAAUCAGCUUAUAUAUUUAUUGUCUUUUUUUAGCAAUACCCAAGAAAUGAUAUUGGCCAUGCAUGUCUCAAACGAAUAUACCAGGACAUGCUAACUGUGGGAUCUAGGAAGUUGAUAGUUAGAACACUUUCUUCAUUGAUUUUCCGCAUUCUGUCUACAGCAACCCAGAAUAUUGAUUACCAGGAGCUACUUAUGCUUAUGCCAGCAUUUUCAGAAUUCAUAUUUUCUAAAGUAUGUUAA
Molecule: messenger RNA, 1555 nt
Organism: Abrus precatorius (Indian licorice)
Lineage: Eukaryota; Viridiplantae; Streptophyta; Magnoliopsida; Fabales; Fabaceae
Product: NDR1/HIN1-like protein 26
Exons: 1
Coding region: 53-685 (210 amino acids)
Biological process (GO): defense response to other organism
Source: RefSeq, a predicted model, not a curated record